AGGAGCUGCGGCGCCGCUGGGACUCGCCUUCUCCCGGCAGCCGGGGCGAGGCGGACGGCGAGGCGGCCCCCGGCCGGCGGCGGUGCGGGGCGCUGGAGCCGCGGCAGGAUGAACCCCAAUGUCACCUACGCUAGUCGCAAGCGGCGGAAACCUGUGCAGAAAAUAGUAAAGCCAUCUCCAGCCGAAGGAGUCAAAUCCAAUCCCUCCAAGAGGCACAGGGACCGUUUGAAUGCGGAGUUGGAUCGCUUGGCAAGCCUUCUGCCUUUCCCUCAAGAUGUUAUCGCCAAAUUGGAUAAGUUGUCUGUGCUUAGGCUCAGCGUCAGUUACUUGCGAGCCAAGAGUUUUUUUGAAGUUGCAUUAAAAUCUUCAAACUCUACAAGACUAGAAAGAAAUGGCGUUCAGGAAAACAGAACAGCAAGACUUGGAGAAGGGAUGCAGAUCCUGGAAGGAGAGCUCUUACUGCAGGCAUUAAAUGGCUUCGUAUUAGUUGUGACAGCAGACGCUCUGGUUUUUUACGUCUCAUCUACCAUCCAAGACUACCUGGGUUUCCAGCAAUCUGAUAUUAUACACCAGAGUGUAUUUGAAUUGAUUCACACUGAAGACAGACCCGAGUUUCAACGUCAGCUACACUGGGCACUAAACCCUGCCCAGUCUGCAGAUUCUGGACCUAGUGUGCAAGGAGAUAAUGGCUUUUCACAGCCAGCAAACUAUUAUAACCCAGACCAACUUCCUCCAGAGAAUUCUUCCUUUAUGGAAAGGAAUUUCAUCUGCAGAUUACGAUGUCUCCUGGAUAACUCAUCUGGGUUUCUGGCUAUGAAUUUUCAAGGACGAUUAAAGUUUCUCCAUGGACAAAACAAGAAAGGGAAGGAUGGUGCUGCAUUGUCUCCACAGCUGGCUCUGUUUGCGGUAGCAACUCCCCUACAACCACCUUCUAUCCUUGAGAUACGAACCAAAAACUUCAUCUUCAGAACAAAACACAAACUGGAUUUCACACCUGUUGGCUGUGAUGCAAAAGGAAAGAUUGUCUUGGGAUACACUGAAGCAGAGCUGUGUAUGAGAGGAACAGGAUACCAGUUCAUUCAUGCAGCUGAUAUGCUUUAUUGUGCUGAAAAUCAUGUCCGAAUGAUGAAGACAGGUGAGAGUGGAAUGACUGUCUUCAGGCUUCUAACCAAAGAAAAUCGGUGGGCCUGGGUACAGGCAAAUGCACGCCUUGUCUAUAAAAAUGGAAGACCGGAUUACAUCAUUGCCACACAAAGACCUCUUACAGAUGAAGAAGGAGCAGAACAUCUACGGAAGCGUAACAUGAAAUUGCCCUUCAUGUUUGCCACUGGUGAGGCUGUGUUAUAUGAGCUGUCUUUCCCCAUGUCCGGCUUAUCAGAUGCCUCUCAGACAAGGAGUAAAACCACCACAGGAAAAGGAGGCAAAACUACAUUACACAGGGAUUCUGUGGAUCCAAAUUCCCUUCUAGGUGCCAUGUUAAGGCAAGAUGAGUCUGUGUAUCUCUGUCCUCCAGCAUCACACAAACUUUCCUUUGAGUGGAACUUCUUUGCAGACAGCAGGGAUGAACUGAGUGGUGUUGUUAGCAGUGACUGGACAGAUAGUCUCCUACCUGCUGGAAGUCACAAUAUUCUCAAGAGGGAAUUAAUGGAGUGUUCCCAGGACAGCAGUGUGCCGCCUCCUGAAGACAGUGCAGCGCUCUUUCAAGAUAACAAAACAAAUGAUUUGUAUAGCAUCAUGAAAAAUCUGGGUAUUGACUUUGAAGAUCUAAAGUGUAUUCAGCAGGAUGAGGAGUUUUUUAAAACCGAAUUAUCUGGUAUGGAUGAUAUUGGGGACAUUGACAUCACUGAUGAAAUCCUGACUUAUGUGCAGGAUUCCUUAAAUAAGUCUGACUUCUUAUAUUUGGGCUGUAACCAGCAGCAGCCCCUGGUCGAGAAUGCUGGUUGCUUGGUACAGCAAGAAUUAGAUCAGCAUCAAAUUCAUCAGCAUCAGAAAGAGCUCAUGGAGCAGCAGCAACAACAACAACAACAUCAGCUCUGUCAGAAAAUGAAACAUAUGCAAGUCAAUGGGAUGUUCACAAAUUGGAGCCCUGGCACCAGCAUGCCUCUUUGCUCACAGCAGCAGCCCCAGCAAUACACGUUCCCUGACAUGCAAGCCACUGCUGCUGAGUUUUCUUACAAAUCAGAAGUAAAUGCUUCACCCUAUGCAUGCAGGCAAGAAUUUGUUCCUUACAAGCAACCCACAGCAUUGAUGCCACAGCUUUCUAACUUUUCCCAAAUGGAUUUCCCUGUACCAGGACUUGACAGAUCAGCCUAUUCUGCUUCUUCCAACUUGGAGGAUUUUAUUGGUUGUUUGCAGCAGGCCCCUGAAAAUCUUGACUGUGGGAUAAACUCUGAGUCGGUUAUGCUAACCCCCCAAACAUGUUAUGCAGGUGCUGUUUCUAUGUACCAGUGCACGCAAGAAGCACAGCCAAACAGCAUGGAUCAAAUGCAAUAUGAUCCCAUGAUGGCAAAUCAGCAAACAUUGUUAAACAAGUUCCAAAAUGGUUUCAAUGGAGGAAAUGUAAAUGAAGCAUAUCCCUCUCAGUUAGAUGUGAUAAGUAAUUCACAAACUGCCACACAUCUUCAACCUGUUCAUCAUCCAACAGAGCCCAGAUCCUUCCCAGAUUUGGCAUCUAGUGGAUUUAUGUAAUUCAGAUCUAGAGCUCCAUCUGUGAUUUUGUCUGGGUAUCAGGCUGCUCUGAGGAAAAGCUUGAUAAGUCUGUCUUUCAACAUUGGACUUCAACAGCUAAAUUAGAUUUUGAAAAACUGAGGUUGAUUGCACUAUGUACUGGUGGAUAUGUAAUCCAAGACCCUAACUUCUUAGGGUGGCAGGUGGAAUUAAAACUCUUGACUUAAAAAUAUGCACGUGCUGUUUUCCAUCAGACUGACUGUGUCAUUGUGAUAUGGAUUACAUAUGUACUAAAGACUAUGUCAUGCUAUACAACAUAAGAUAAGGCAAAUGGUUUUGUUAUUUAGAAAAAUAAUUGGGCACUUUACAAAUAGCACCAUUGGCACAAGGAAGAUAAUUUCACACUUGGAUUAUUUCCAGACUUCAUGAAAAAAAAUAAUUAAAAAAUUAAAAAGCUCUGAAAUGAGAAUCAAAAGCACUUAAUUUAAUGCAUACGAAGCUCUUUAAUCACUUAUUUUAUAUGUAAAUCCUUUUGUUUUAAGUCUCCAUUUCUAGCACUUUAAUAGAAGGCUUAAUACAAGGAUACGAUAUGCAAAUUCAGGUUUUCUAUGGAACAGAUCCCUUGCAUUCCUCCUUUUCUCGUCAACCUUAAGUGCCUCACAGUUUAGCUACCUUGUUUCUGACAGGGGCUUGUCUUAGCAAAACUCACUAUAGAUGUCAUCCAUAUUCUGUGAACUUUUAUCUAACAUCUACAGUGCUACUGGCUGUAUCCUUUUCUCCCCCCCAAAGACAAUUUAUUUAGAGUAUGACUUAAUUAUUUAUCUAUGAAUUUGUUACACUAUGAUCAGGAGCUAUUAGUGUUCUGAAUUUAGUUCAUCAAAAGAAUUUUGGUUUAUUCUGUACUGCUUUUCUGCUUUCUUCAGGUAAUACAGGGUAUGUUAAAAAAGCAGAUUUUGCCGAUGGGGAAGAGCAGUUCCUCAGGAUUGGUUUUAGAUUAUUAAUGUUGAAAAACAUGUGCCUUAUCUUGUGUUAAAACACUCAUAAUGUUCUUUAGAAAUAACGCAAGGCUGCUCUAUGCAAAUACUUUCAUUAAAAUGGAUAUUGAAAAGAUUUGCAUUUUAAAUAAGGGGGAAAGGAGUCUCAAUAAUGAGUGGUAUUGACACUUUGACCGCAGGUUUCAAUGUUCAUAGUGGGGAAGGGGUCAAUUUGGGUUAAAAUUUUAUUCCUAGCAACUUGCACUGCAACGGACCGAGAGGCUAUUCCUUUAAUGUAUUUGUAUAUGAGCUUUGUGCAAAAUACGAAAACGGGAAAGGAAACAAAAAGUCAUUAGAGAAAUUCUACUUCUAAUUGGUUUGAUUUUCAAGAGGUUAAAAACAA
Messenger RNA from Lagopus muta (rock ptarmigan), 4044 nucleotides. It is a transcript of the gene AHR, whose product is annotated as aryl hydrocarbon receptor. NCBI's taxonomy places the organism in Eukaryota, Metazoa, Chordata, Aves, Galliformes, Phasianidae. Gene Ontology annotation, cellular component: nucleus; aryl hydrocarbon receptor complex. The record is from RefSeq and is a predicted model, not a curated record. The transcript has 11 exons. Gene Ontology annotation, molecular function: protein dimerization activity; transcription cis-regulatory region binding; nuclear receptor activity. Bases 109 to 2688 code for a protein of 859 amino acids. Gene Ontology annotation, biological process: regulation of transcription by RNA polymerase II.